AUGCACAUGGCCCAAAACCCCACAAAUCUUCGACGUCAGGCAGUGCGCGUGGAUCCUUCGGCCUUCCGGUCGACGUAUAAGGGGCUUGGGAAGAACGAUGCUGUCGUGCUGAAGGCCCUUUUAGACAAGUUUCGAAAGCUAUAUCAGCUCCGCAGCCCAACAGGGGAGAAUAAGGAAUUGCUUGUCUCCGCGGAUAGUAUCAAUUGCGCCCUUGUCAUCCACGAUGCCGCGAUAUACGAUGCCGCGCUCGACUGGGGCCUGCACGAAUUCUAUCAAGAUAUUAUCAUGGACGAUGGCUUCUUCACCGCGCCUGUAUUCUUUACAGACAGCAUCAUAGAAGGUCUUGCAUCCUUAGUCGUCUAUUUUGGACACCAGUUUACGCAGAAGAUCCGUUCUCAUCCUACAAAGACCUCUAUCGUCAUUCGAGCGCAUCUGUUGUGGAAAUGCAUCUGGGAGCAACGACGCGCCCUCAAACUGCACACCAAGUCCGAACACCAUUAUGUGGGGAAAAACUGGGCGUCGGGUACUUCGUGGUCAGAGCCUAUCGUGCAACUCGCAUUUGUCUACCACGAGUUGCUGGAGAUGGAAGUGGGGCGCUUGAGGUACAAUGAGAUGCUCAUUGAUACCUACAUCCAACAUGUCGCACUAUAUUGCCUGCUAUCUUUCAAACAGACCUCAACCGACCGCGUGCCAGAUCCAGACUAUAGGGAUUUCGCCUACGAGGCGCUCUCGUCGCUGAUUCUAGCGGACAGAAUUCACACGCGGCGGCUCGUCUCCGAGGUCCUUCUGACCGACGACGGCCAACUGGCAGACUCGUUCGCACAAUAUCUUAGCGAACUCCUUCAACGGGAUGAGCCUGUUGACGGCCUGGAGUUCGAUGAGUUUCAAAAUCAGAAACAGUCGGUAAUCGUUCUUGGAUGCCAUCCAUCCAUCACGGAACGCCUUUGGAAAUAUCGCGGUCACGAGCAUUGUGUCCGUGCCAUGGCGAAUGUCUUUUGGAAUACGAGUACCGGCACCUUUAUGAGCGAUUGGUAUAGUUGUCAAGUUCUGACUGGGUCUAUCCUUGAGUUAAUGGAAAGAUCGGCUUGGGCGGGUGCCCCUAUUGUAUAUUGCCGAGGAGUAGACGUUGUGACAGAAUGUGCUCGGAUCAUCGACUGCCUCCUCGUGAACGAUGGCUCAAUGUGCCUAGUCAUGGUUCCGAAUGCCCCGUCAAUCUCAGGGCUUCAGACGCAGUGCAAAAACGAUCAGCCUACGUUAGAGUUCUUGCAAUCGAUGAAGAAGGGGAUGAAGGAGGAGUGGUGGGUGACUCGCUUGCACAUGGACGCUCAGAGACCUGCCAUAGAGAAGUUUCUCACGCCCGAGUCGCCUCCCGGAGUUAUCGAAAAACACGACGACAUUCGCGUUGCGUGGGACACACUUGCUCACGCUCUUGGCCUAGAUGACGAAGAAGAGAACCAGAGGUUUCAUAAAAGCAGAUCGGACCGAUGCCUAGGGCAUGCGCAGGCUGCGGCCAGGUCUACUACUGUAGCCGUCAGUGUCAAAAGAGAGAUUGGAAUAAAGGCGGACACAAAAGCCGGUGCGGGGAUAGAGUCAAGAAAUGAGAUGACCCGCGACGAACGAUCUUUAUGCGUUAAGUACGCUGUUAUUGCUCCACAUCCUUUCUCUACGAGCACGUAUCCACAGAUGGCAUAG
Messenger RNA from Peniophora sp. CBMAI 1063, 1692 nucleotides. The record is from the annotation of a GenBank genome assembly. NCBI's taxonomy places the organism in Eukaryota, Fungi, Basidiomycota, Agaricomycetes, Russulales, Peniophoraceae.